Triticum turgidum subsp. durum (durum wheat) is the source of this 645-nucleotide messenger RNA. NCBI's taxonomy places the organism in Eukaryota, Viridiplantae, Streptophyta, Magnoliopsida, Poales, Poaceae. The record is from the annotation of a GenBank genome assembly.
AUGGACGACGGACUAUACCUUCCGAUCCCCAGCCACCUUCUGUUUCCAUAUCCUGAGAUCUCCCACGGCUUCGAUGAUGAGUUCCUAGCGUGUACUCACACACACACCUGCAACGUUCCAUCAUGGCCGGCCGCGGCGCACUCCCACACGUGCCUGCACGCGCACACCCAAGUCAUAGCUUCCGGCGAAGAUCACGCGGAGCAUGACCAGCUGAGGAAUCUCCGGAAGCCUCUGGGGAACCGUGAGGCCGUGCGCAAGUACCGGCAGAAGAAGAAAGCCCACGCAGCCUUCCUCGAGGAGGAGGUCAAGAAGCUCCGCGCCGCCAACCAGCAGCUCCUGAGGCGGCUGCAGGGCCACGCGGCGCUGGAGGCCGAGGUGGCGAGGCUGACGGGCCUCCUGCUCGAUGUCCGAGGCAAGAUCGAUGGGGCUGAGAUCGGCGGCCGGCCGUUCCAGGAGCGGUGCAGCUUCGGCUCUGUCGUCGGCACUGCUGCAGAACCGACAGCACCAUGCUUUGAUUCUGGCAGUGCUGAGGUACCAGCGGCCUGGGAGACUUGCGAGAUCGAUGGCGGUGGCAUCGUUUCGGGAGAACUUGGUGUUCCUGAAGUGGUGGAUGCUGUUGCCAGCUUCGUGAACUCUCCUGCAUAA